GCAGCGACGCGGCCGGGGCGGAUCUGUCCCCGCCCUCGCUCUCGACCCCGCCUGUCCCAGGAUCGCCCAACUCCCGCCGCGCGCUCUUUCUCCGACAGCUGCUCCGGGAGCCCCGCGCGCCGUGCUGUUCUGUUCCUUGUCCGUCUGUCCCUUCCGAUUGUGCCUAGCGAUGACCACCCAGCAGAUUGUUCUCCAGGGCCCGGGACCCUGGGGUUUCCGCCUCGUGGGCGGCAAGGACUUCGAACAACCUCUCGCCAUUUCCCGGGUCACUCCCGGAAGCAAGGCUGCAAUAGCUAAUUUAUGUAUUGGAGAUUUAAUCACAGCCAUCGAUGGGGAAGAUACCAGCAGCAUGACACACUUGGAAGCUCAGAACAAAAUCAAGGGCUGCGCAGACAACAUGACACUCACAGUAUCCAGGUCUGAACAGAAGAUUUGGUCUCCUCUAGUGACCGAGGAGGGGAAGCGUCAUCCCUACAAGAUGAAUUUAGCGUCGGAACCCCAAGAAGUCCUGCACAUAGGAAGUGCCCACAACCGAAGUGCCAUGCCAUUUACUGCCUCACCUGCUCCUGGCACCCGGGUCAUCACAAACCAGUACAACAACCCAACUGGCCUCUACUCAUCUGAAAACAUCUCUAACUUCAACAAUGCUGUGGAGUUGAAGACCUCAGCCAGUGGGGAGGAGGCGAACAGCAGGCCCGCGGGUCAGCCUCAUCCCUCUGGCAGCCUCGUCAUUGACAAGGAAUCGGAAGUUUACAAGAUGCUUCAGGAGAAGCAAGAGUUAAACGAGCCCCCCAAACAGUCCACAUCCUUCCUGGUUCUGCAGGAGAUCCUGGAGUCAGAUGGGAAAGGGGAUCCCAACAAACCAUCAGGAUUUAGAAGCGUUAAAGCUCCAGUCACCAAAGUGGCUGCAUCUGUUGGCAAUGCUCAGAAGCUGCCCAUCUGUGACAAAUGUGGAACUGGUAUUGUUGGUGUGUUUGUGAAGCUGAGGGAUCACCACCGCCACCCUGAAUGUUAUGUGUGCACCGACUGUGGCAUCAACCUGAAACAGAAGGGCCAUUUCUUUGUAGAGGAUCAGAUUUACUGUGAAAAGCAUGCCCGGGAGCGGGUCACACCACCUGAGGGCUAUGAUGUGGUCACAGUGUUCCCCAAGUGAUGGAGAAGACCUGCCCUGUCUGCUGCCCUCCAGUCAGCCUGCUGCGCCUGGUUCUCAGAAUAUUCUGGCUCUCCUCCCUGACAAUCCUGUGCUUACUUAGUGUUAGUCAUGCUCAGUAAACAUUGGGUUUCGUCUGUGCUGACUGACUCUCACUGGCAGUGUGACACCUGCUUUUACAUUACUGGGAGAUGGUUUUGUCCCCGUCCCUUCACCCACACCACAAUGCACCUUCUUCACUUGGAGUCUUCUCUGCUGCAAAUGGACAUUGGUCACAUUGGAACCAAGCCAAAUGUAGUCUCUGUGACGUUACUUUGUUUUACUUAAUAAAUUUAGACUUUAAAGCAA
Messenger RNA from Mus pahari (shrew mouse), 1498 nucleotides. It is a transcript of the gene Pdlim1, whose product is annotated as PDZ and LIM domain 1. Lineage: Eukaryota; Metazoa; Chordata; Mammalia; Rodentia; Muridae. Gene Ontology annotation, biological process: actin cytoskeleton organization; muscle structure development; heart development. The record is from RefSeq and is a predicted model, not a curated record. Gene Ontology annotation, molecular function: muscle alpha-actinin binding; actin binding. The coding region runs from base 170 to 1153 and encodes 327 amino acids. The transcript has 7 exons. Gene Ontology annotation, cellular component: stress fiber; filamentous actin; adherens junction.